This is a messenger RNA of Gasterosteus aculeatus aculeatus (three-spined stickleback), 3937 nucleotides long. Its product is annotated as integrin beta-1. Gene Ontology annotation, biological process: integrin-mediated signaling pathway; cell-cell adhesion; cell migration. The record is from RefSeq and is a predicted model, not a curated record. Gene Ontology annotation, cellular component: synapse; cell surface; integrin complex. Lineage: Eukaryota; Metazoa; Chordata; Actinopteri; Perciformes; Gasterosteidae. Gene Ontology annotation, molecular function: integrin binding; protein kinase binding; laminin binding.
AAUAAUCGACCCCGCAGCAGCCGCACCGGGCGGUAACGUGUUCGGGCGAGCCAGUUGACUGUUAACAUCCUCCAGUCGUUAAUAUACGGUGGUGGUCGGUAAAGCACCGUCAGCCGUUACCGCGCGCUGAGUGGAACCGUGACGCGCAGCAGUCGGCGGAGCGGCACGCGCUGCCGGAUAAAACAAAGCGGACCCUUAUAACAGUUUCCAGCUAACGUUCGGUCCUCGUCUCGGCAGCUGUUUUUUUUUCUUCCUUUUCUUUAAAAGAAAACCGUUUUUCGGCCCGAUGUUACUAUAAAUCAACGGACAUCCCGGUUUAGCAUCAACACACGAUGGAUCUGCGGUUACUUUUGAUCGCAUCGUUGUCAGCGGUCCUCGGCGGCAGCUGGGCACAGCAAGAGGGGAGCAUUUGCAUCAAGGCCAACGCGCAGUCGUGCGGGGAAUGCAUCCAGGUCGCAGAGACGUGCGGCUGGUGUGCGGAUGAAACGUUCCUCACUGUGGGCGAAUCAAAGUCGGCCCGCUGCGACGAUCUGGAGUCCCUGAAGAAGAGAGGUUGCUCCUUGACCAAAAUUGAGAACCCGCGAGGAGGCAUCCGAAUAGACCAGAACAAGACGGUCACCAACCGCAAGAAGGACGUGGCCGAGAAGCUGACGCCCGAGCAGAUCACCCAGAUCCAGCCCCAGAAGCUCUCCCUGACUCUGCGAUCUGGUGAACCCCAGACCUUUGAGCUAAAGUUCAAGCGCGCUGAGGACUACCCCAUCGACCUCUACUACCUCAUGGACCUCUCCUUCUCCAUGAAAGACGAUUUGGAAAACGUCAAGAACCUGGGCACGGACCUGAUGAGGGAGAUGCAGGGCAUUACCUCGGACUUCAGGAUCGGCUUCGGCUCCUUCGUGGAGAAGACUGUCAUGCCGUACAUCAGCACCACUCCAGCCAGGCUCAUCAACCCCUGCACGGGGAACCAGAACUGCACCAGCCCCUUCAGCUACAAGAACGUCCUGAAGCUGACGGACAAGGGCGACGAGUUCAAUCGCCUGGUCAGUCAGCAGCAGAUCUCAGGCAACCUGGACUCCCCAGAGGGAGGCUUCGACGCCAUCAUGCAGGUGGCGGUCUGCGAGAACCAAAUCGGCUGGAGGAACGUGACUCGCCUGCUGGUGUUUUCCACCGACGCUGGAUUCCACUUCGCCGGAGACGGCAAGCUAGGCGGCAUCGUCCUGCCCAAUGAUGGCAGGUGUCACCUGGAGAACAACAUGUACACCAUGAGCCACUACUACGACUACCCGUCCAUCGCCCAUCUGGUUCAGAAACUGAGUGAUCACAACAUCCAGACCAUCUUUGCCGUCACCGAGGAGUUCCAGCCUGUUUACAAGGAGUUGAAAAAUCUCAUUCCUAAAUCGGCCGUCGGCACGCUCUCCUCCAACUCGAGCAACGUCAUCAAACUCAUCAUUGAUGCCUACAACUCUUUGUCAUCUGAGGUGAUUCUGGAAAACAGCCGGCUGCCGGAGGGAGUCUCAAUCACCUACAAGUCCAUCUGUAAGAACGGCGUGGAGGGAACUGGGGAGAACGGCAGGAAGUGCUCCAACAUUUCCAUCGGAGACGAGGUGUUGUUCCACAUUUCCAUUGAAUCCCAGAAGUGUCCGUCGCACGGCAAGCCCGAGGUCAUUAAGAUCAAACCACUGGGCUUCACCGAGGAGGUGGAGGUCGUCCUCACGUUCAUCUGCGACUGUCCCUGCGCCAAAAACGGAGUGACCAACAGUGACCAGUGCUCCGAGGGCAACGGGACCUUUGAGUGCGGCGCCUGCAAGUGCAACGACGGCCGCAUCGGGCGCCUUUGCGAGUGCAGCAAGGACGAGGUGCGGACGGAAGACCUGGACGCCAACUGCCGAAAAGACAACGGCACGGACAUCUGCAGCAACAACGGCGACUGCGUGUGCGGCACGUGCGAAUGCAAGAAGCGGGAGAACCCCGCGGAGAUCUACUCCGGGAAGUACUGCGAGUGCGACAACUUCAACUGCGACCGCUCCAACAACAAGCUCUGCGGAGGACACGGGCGCUGCGACUGCAGGAAGUGCAUCUGCGAUGCCAACUACACCGGCAGCGCCUGCGACUGCUCCCUGGAGACCGCCACCUGCCUCGCCAAGAACGGACAGAUCUGCAACGGACGCGGUACCUGUGAGUGCGGCGCCUGCAAAUGCACCAACCCCAAAUUCCAGGGUCCGACCUGCGAGAUCUGCCCAACCUGCCCCGGCGUCUGCCCGGAGCACAAGGACUGCGUGCAGUGCCGGGCGUUCGAGGCCGGCGAGAAGAAGGACACAUGCGAGCGCGACUGCAGCUACUUCCAGCUGAUGAAGGUGAAGGACCGCGACAAGCUGCCGCAGCCCGCCGACCAGAGCUACCCCCUGAGCCACUGCAAGGAGCGGGACGCCAACGACUGCUGGUUCUACUACACCUACGCCAUCAGGAACGACACCAAGGAGGUGUACGUGGUGGAGACGCUGGAGUGCCCGGCGGGUCCCGACAUCAUCCCCAUCGUGGCCGGUGUGGUGGCCGGCAUCGUGCUGAUCGGCCUCGCCCUGCUGCUCAUCUGGAAGCUGCUCAUGAUCAUCCACGACCGCCGAGAGUUCGCCAAGUUUGAGAAGGAGAAGAUGAACGCCAAGUGGGACACGGGGGAGAAUCCGAUCUACAAAAGCGCCGUAACAACUGUCGUCAAUCCAAAGUACGAAGGCAAAUGAUGGAGCUGUGCCUUCCUUGUGACAACACUGUAUGGAAAAGAAUAUGGGCUGAGGAGGAGGAGGAGGAGGAGGAGGUGGAGGUUGGGGGGCGCGGUUUUUAAUGCUCUCACUGUUUUGUUUGUUUUUUUCAUUUCAUUUGUUGUAGUCACAAAACGAUAGCAAUGCAUUUUGCCACUAUUUCAGUUUGUUUUACUAACUUUUUAAAGAUUUAUCUAUGCAUCAUCUGAAUUUUGUACAGUCUGUAUAAAUGUGGGGUUUUUAAUAUGUUUUUUUUUUUUUGCCUCUACGGAACUUGAGAGAAUGUGUAGUUGUGGGAGAGAACUACUAUUCGUAGUUUUCCCGCCACGGAACCGGCAAAGUUAACGGAGAGCCGAGCUGUGCCUUUCUUUUAAAAUUGAGAACCAUCAAGCCAUCGGUGUUCUCUUUUUUUAAAGUUUAAUUGGAGGUUGCCAACCGGCAACAAAUGACGGGUUACUUUCCAAAUAAUUAUAAGUACAGUGUUGAGUCAGCGGCAAUCGAACUGUCAAAUGUUCUGAUUGUGUCCUCAUCAUUUUGACCAAGCAAGUGUCCCUCACUCCCUUUGUGUCCCUUUUUUGGAUUGAAAUGUUCAAUUGCAGCGUGUGGUAGCAAUGAAAGUAUGAUUUGGUUUCUGUGUAAAGCCAUAUAUGUAUUCACAGAACGAGAUUGAAGGCGUCCGAGCGGCGUAACUCCAUCUGAACAAUCAGUUGAAUCUUUUGUCUGAGUUUUUUUCUUUUUCUUUUUUGUUUUCCCCGGGCUGCCUUUGUCGAUUAAAGGACGUCGGUGUACGGUGGUAUUACUGUGUGGCUCCAGGUUUUACUUCAUUCAAGCCAACUCAGGUCCUUAAUUCUUCACAGCAAUGCCAAAUACACGCAAACCUGCCUUAUUUGCUAGCUUUUUGUUUGCUUUCAUUAAGAUGCCUUGUAUUGUUUGUAGGGUAUGACUUGUUCUGUGUCCGUAAUUUCACUCAACUCUUUAGUGGUGCCUCGAUCAAAGUGUUGUUGUUUUUUGUGGUUUUUUAAAGAUGGAUAAAUGACAUGUCAUUUAGUUGUAAAGUUGAGGGGGGUGGGAAUGAUUUUAAAAUAAAAGGUAAGUUUUAUGUGCCUUUUUCAAAAAAAAAUUCACAUUUGCAAUUCUGUAUUUCUGAAAUUAUUUAUUGAAUAAACAUUGAAAACAAUCCACCCCUA